UUCAUCAACUCGGACACCUUCACUGCAACUUCUUCGUAAACUAUAUGUCAUUUGUCAUAUACAGCAAGAGAUAAAAUUGGGAUUAGGGUUUCUUUCGUAUAUGUGAUUUCUCAACUGGGUUUGAUCCAAAAACUGCAAAAGAUUGAGCAUGAGUUGAGUUUGUGGCGGCACAGAGUGUUAGGGUUUUGAUUUGAAAUCAUAUACACCAGAGCCGGGUGUUUGUCUUUGUGGAUAAAAGACACCUUUUUUUUUCGAAUCUAUGGAGGGUUAUAAGAGAUGGGUUAGAAGGAACAAAGACUAUGUUCAUUCGUUGGAGUCUCUAGCCAAUGGGUUGACAUGGCUUCUUCCAGAACGGUUUUCUGAUUCAGAAAUUGGACCAGAAGCAGUUACAUCAAUUUUGGGCAUUAUAACGGCUGUCAAUGAAUAUAUUAUUGAUACAACUCCAACAAGGAUACAUACAGGAUCUUCGGAGCCUUCUUCCUUCCCUUACUCCUUGUGCAUAACUUUGCUGAAGGACUUGGAAACAUUGGUUGAAGUUGUGGCACAACAAAUAUAUGGUGAUGAUAAAAAAUGGAAUUUCAUUGCUGUUACAGAAGCUACCAAGGUGUUAGUUAGAGUAGCUUUGUUUCGGAACAGUGGAUACAAGAUGCUUUUGCAUGGAGGGGAGACUGCAAAUGCCGACAAAGGUUCAAAUGCUUUGGAUCCCCAAUGUGGAUAUGGACAUUUCACAAAUCCUGGGCAACUUCACCGGCCUGGUAGUCUUCAGAAUUAUCAUGGGCAGAAUCCGUGGAAUCUUGAAGGGAGGGCACUAUCAGCCUUGAGUAGGUUUGGAGAAAAUGCUAGGACGAUUUCUGAGCCUUUCUGGUUGCGUAGUGUCCAACACCAGCAGGCAAUCAUGGAGCCUUCAACUCCUGUGGGUGAGAGACCUAGCCUUCCCACUUUUUUGUCUGAGAAGGGUCUUUCUGGUGGCUUAUUUAUGAUAGGAGAGAUGAUGUUCAUCACAAGGCCACUUAUUUAUGUUUUAUCGAUAAGAAAAUAUGGACUUCGAUCAUGGUAUCCUUGGAUGGUUUCAUUGGCUGUGGACCUGUUUGGAAUGGGUGUUCUUUCCUACACUUCAAUGUCAAGGUGUAGUAGAAAAGGCCAAGAGUUUCAUCUUUCCAACCCCGAGAAGGAUGAGAUGAGGAGGAGGAAGCUGUUGUGGGCACUUUACCUCAUGAGAGACCCAUUCUUUAGCAAGUAUACCCGGUAAUGAUGUAUUUUUUCUCGUUAUUUUCGUAAAUGGAACAGGCACUAACAAGUGUUAAAUAUUUCAGGCAAAGACUUGAAAGAACCGAAAAACUAUUGGAACCUGUUCCUGUUGUCGGCCUUCUUACUGCAAAACUUGUUGAGCUUAUCGUUGGGGCUCAAACACGCUACACUUACAUGUCUGGUUCCUGAUGUUGGAAGCUAAGGCAAAUUUCCUGUACUUUACUGGUGAAGCAUCCCCCAGUGAUAGGAAAAAAUUGUCAUUUGUGUUGUCUCUGCAUUCUUGAUUCCAGAUUCAUAUAUAUAUUGUGUCACACCACUCUACACUGAUGUGAGCCUACCACCCACCCAGGCUUUUAAUAAGGCUGUUACUCACUUCUUCAGCAAUUCAUUAGUCGCACCUUCUGUUUAACUCCGCUUCUUCAUUUUUGUAUCAUUUAUUCUGCCUUGACGGGUGGCUGUAGUUGCAUGAUGUUCAAGAACAUCAUACGAGUAGGUGAUAUUCCAUUUUCCCAGUCUUAGCAGUAGAGAUAUGAAAUAAAUUUUUGUGUAUGCGGGCGAAUUUUAUUCCUCCUCCACUGAAAUAUGCAGGUUGUGGGUUUUUGUGAGAAUUUGUUCCUCUUUAUGUGUUGAUGUGCCUGAUUGUUAACUGAUCAACUUGUGGGAGUCAUGUGAGUGGUUAACAAUCAAAUCCAUGUGCAAGUUGAAGCUUAUUGUUGAAUUCUUUGG
Ilex paraguariensis (yerba mate) is the source of this 1974-nucleotide messenger RNA. Lineage: Eukaryota; Viridiplantae; Streptophyta; Magnoliopsida; Aquifoliales; Aquifoliaceae. The record is from the annotation of a GenBank genome assembly.